AUGUCAGCUGGGCCCCGGCCGGUGACACAUACGAGGCCUAUCCGGAGCACUCUCCUGCCGAGGAAGGAUAUCCAGGUGAUCAAGGACCCUCUAGUGAAGGCAAAUACUCCCUUUUUGGAGAUCAUCCUGCUGAUUUAUCUCCAAUCUAUGAAUCUGAAACCGGGAGUGAUCGUGGACCAAGCUCUGCUAUCCAUCAGGAGGGUCCAAGUAACGCAAAGCUGUCCUCGACUGAUUCCGGGGGGGGAGGGGGGUGCAACCGAUCAGGGAAGUCUCUCUGAAGGAGGCAUCGACUCCGGACCGCCUCCCGCUCAGGAGAGCGUAGAUCCUCCGCCUGCUAAAGAAGAGCUCUCGGUGAACGAUGAGUCUAGAAACGAAACUAGCCUCAGGCCAACCCCCACGGCUAAAGGCGAGGGUCUAAUGCUUGAGCCUACUCCUCCUGUAUCUGUCUCUGACGAGGGAGAAGAACUAGAGCUGAUUCUUCCCUCCGAGGAUGCGAGUGGAAGCAAAGCUUCUUCUGUCAAGGAUACCCGUUUAAAUGACGACGAAUCAGACCUUUCAAAAGAUGCAGGCUCGGAAGAUGACGAACCUGCUCCAGCCAAGAAUGGAUGUGGAAGAAAAUCAUAUUCCGUCAAGGAAGCAGUCUUGGUAGAUGACAAAAUCGAGCCUUCACCCGCUCUACCUGAGCAUGCAGAUGCAAAAAAUGGCGAGGCCUCUCUCAUCAAAACCGAGAGCGACAGAAAGCCAACUUUCGUCAAGGAUCAAGGCUCGAUAGACGACGAACUCGCUUCGGCGAAUUAUGAUGAUGCGAGCAGUGUCAAGGUCCAUCUCAUCACCAGGGACGCGGGCAAAAGCAAGCCCCCUUCCGUGGAGGAAGAGAAUGCAGCCGAUCAAGAGCCCAUUCCAUCGUCUACAGAUUAUGGCAUCUCGCCAUCCGAUGAGUCGGACCUCAACCCAAGGAGCUCUUUACUCUUCAGUCCCACCAAAGCAGAUGGGCCGUUACCAAAUCCCAGAGCGACUCGUGCUCAGGACACAAUCUGCAGAGUAUUCCGGCGGAGUGAUGCCGAUAACAUGUAUGAGCGAUACAGGCAUCAUCUCCAAUCCUGGGAGAUCCCCGACGAACUGAGAUGUGAAGUUGUUCGUCGCUUCCCGGAGCCCAUUAUCCACGUCAUGGAUCCAAUUGAUCGGCUUCGGGUCGGACUGCUCGCCAGGGCUCACGGCAUCAGCCCGGUCAGUCGACUCUGCGGGGCGGCCAACUCAGAGAAUGUUGACGAGACCAGCGCCAAGAUUGAGAAGAAAAUCAAUACAAAAGCCCAUGUGGUUGAGUCUCCGUGUCCACUGCUAGAUAUCGCAGAGGACAUGUUGGUCAUUGCAAACCGAGAAGAUGACCAGGAGAGGAAAUGUGUCUUGAGUGCGCUCGCCAACGCUAUCGGCCUCUGCCACGAGAAGUACCAUUCGUCCCAAACAGUACUCUGA
Molecule: messenger RNA, 1473 nt
Organism: Geosmithia morbida
Lineage: Eukaryota; Fungi; Ascomycota; Sordariomycetes; Hypocreales; Bionectriaceae
Exons: 1
Coding region: 1-1473 (490 amino acids)
Source: RefSeq, a predicted model, not a curated record